This is a messenger RNA of Knipowitschia caucasica, 1059 nucleotides long. NCBI's taxonomy places the organism in Eukaryota, Metazoa, Chordata, Actinopteri, Gobiiformes, Gobiidae. The record is from the annotation of a GenBank genome assembly.
AUGUGUUGUUUUGCAGCGGUGCCAGCGGCCCCCGUGAACGUGUCUGUGUCCCAGCUGAGGGCCGACUCCGCCCUGGUCACCUGGAGCCUGCCCCCGGGCGACACGGUCAUCGGGUACUCCCUCUCCCAACAGCCUGCAGACCCUCUGAUCCAGCCUGUAGACCCUCUGAUCCAGCCUGUAGACCCUCUGAUCCAGCCUGUAGACCCUCUGAUCCAGCCUGUAGACCCUCUGAUCCAGCCUGUAGACCCUCUGAUCCAGCCUGCAGACCCUCUGAUCCAGCCUCCUGCAGACCCUCUGAUCCAGCCUGUAGACCCUCUGAUCCAGCCUGUAGACCCUCUGAUCCAGCCUGUAGACCCUCUGAUCCAGCCUGUAGACCCUCUGAUCCAGCCUGUAGACCCUCUGAUCCAGCCUGUAGACCCUCUGAUCCAGCCUGCAGACCCUCUGAUCCAGCCUCCUGUAGACCCUCUGAUCCAGCCUGUAGACCCUCUGAUCCAGCCUGUAGACCCUCUGAUCCAGCCUGUAGACCCUCUGAUCCAGCCUGUAGACCCUCUGAUCCAGCCUGCAGACCCUCUGAUCCAGCCUAGACAGGACGGUCUGAUGCAGCGCUCCAUCCGAGAGGUCAACACGUCCAGUCACUGGUGCAUGCUCUGGGACCUGGACGAAGACACGCACUACAGUGUCCAGGUGCAAUCCGUGGGCACACAGGGCGACAGUCAGCCCAGCAGAGCCGUGCAGUUCCGAACCCUGGAGAGGAGCGACCAUUACCCUGUGGGAGUCCACGACCACCACCAUGAACCAGCGAUGGAGGGUUUGGGGAUGACGCCUCAUCUGCAGACGGGGGAACUCCUCAUCAUCACCACAGUCCUGCUGCUGUGGGCCGCCGUGAUCGCCCUGUUCUGCCGUCAGUAUGACAUCAUCAAAGACAACGACUCCAACAGCACCAAAGAGAAGAGCAAACGUCUGCGCUCCUCCUCCACCUUCUACAACGGCUCCACCGGCAGUUCCCCGCUCCACCACAACGGGGCAGUGCGGAGCAGCAGGGUGAGCUCACGCUUUUAA